Prunus dulcis (almond) is the source of this 1794-nucleotide messenger RNA. RefSeq lists its product as uncharacterized. The transcript has 3 exons. NCBI's taxonomy places the organism in Eukaryota, Viridiplantae, Streptophyta, Magnoliopsida, Rosales, Rosaceae. Bases 1 to 1794 code for a protein of 597 amino acids. Gene Ontology annotation, molecular function: nucleic acid binding; RNA-DNA hybrid ribonuclease activity. The record is from RefSeq and is a predicted model, not a curated record.
AUGAACGCCGGGGGAAGUAAGUCACCAAUUCGGAAGGUCCAAGGAUUGAACUCCACGGAGUCUGCAUCCGAGUAUAUCCCUUCCGAUGCGCAAACGUCCACCUACCGUUCGGUAUCAACUCAAUACUUGGGGGAUAACUCCGUGAGCCCGCGAAGGCGCUUAGAAGACUAUGAUGCCGAAGGAAUCCCAAGCCGAGACCCUGUUGUCCGACUCCUUUUUCAGAAGUUCGUUCCAAGGCCCGCGGAGAAGGGCCAGGCUGUUGCCGAUUUUAUCUCCGAGCUUACCCCAGCAACAGUACAACCGGCAUCUGAGGCGAUUACCGAGACCAUCUUACCGUAUCAAACGGGCGCCGAACGCCUCGACACAUCAACUCCCGUCUGGUGUUUGCACGUCGAUGGCUCGGCAAACCAGCAAGGAUGCGGAGCGGGCUUAGGACUGACAACACCGGACGGACUCAAGAUCGAGUACGCCCUCCGAUUCGACUUCCGGACAUCCAACAAUGAAGCGGAAUACGAAGCCCUCUUGGCCGGCCUUCGGUUAGCCAAGAGCAUGAAUGCAAAGCAAAUCCGAAUUCACAGCGACUCCCAGCUCAUUGUGAACCAGGUAACGGCAGACUUCGCCGCCAAGGAUGCCUCCAUGUACGCCUACCUUUCAACCGCCCAUCAGCUACUCCGAAGUUUCCAAGCAUACGAGAUCAAACAGAUCCCCAGAGGCGAAAACAGCCAUGCCGAUGCUUUGGCAAGACUCGCUUCGGCGAUAAACGACAAAGUCGGAAGAAAGGUACCAGUGGAGAUCCUUGCCCAACCGAGCACGGUAACCUCCGAAGCGUGUGCCGUACGGUAUGAGGAUACAUGGAUGUCUCCCAUCUACUUAUACCUGACGAACGGCACCCUUCCUGAGGAUAAAGCCCAGGCCCGGAAGCUGAGAUACCGAUCAGCAAGAUACACAGUUAUCAACGAUGUACUCUACAAGCGCGGCUACACUACCCCGUAUCUCAAAUGCCUCACGGCAGAGCAAGGGGAGUACAUCCUUCGGGAGAUUCACAGCGGUGUGUGUGGCGACCAUUCCGGGUCCCGAUCUCUCGCCUACAAAGUCUUUCGGCAGGGAUACUUUUGGCCAACCAUGCAUCAGGACGCCAAUACACUGGUGAAGAGGUGUGACAAAUGCCAGCGCUUCGGUAAUGUCCCACAUAUCCCUGCCGAACCCCUCACGCCGAUUGUAAGUCCUUGGCCUUUCGCACAAUGGGGACUGGACCUGAUUGGCCCAAUGCCGCAAGGCAAGGGGCAGUUGGACAAGGCAAAAGGAGCCUGGCCGGAAAAGCUUCCCGAGGCACUGUGGGCCAUUCGAACGUCUUACCGAACGUCCACUGGGGAAACCCCUUUUUCUAUGGCCUUUGGAUCGGAAGCAGUGGUACCCGUGGAAAUCGGCGAACCUUCCUACCGAACGGAAGCCUUCGCACCGAAGGAGAACGAGGAGGCCAUGUCUCUAAGCCUUGACCUACUCGAGGAGCACCGAGCGCAGGCCAAUCUUCGGAAUGAAGCCUACAAACAGCGUGUGUCUCGGUAUUACGACUCUAGGGUCAGACCCCGCUCUUUCCGAAUCGGGGACUGGGUCAUGCGCAAGGUGUCACUUGCGACGAAGGAUACCACGGAAGGAAACCUCGGACCUUCCUGGGAAGGACCUUAUGAAGUCAUCGGUAUCCUUCGCUCGGGAACCUACAGAUUGAGAGGCUCCAACGGCAAGGCCCUCGGCCAUCCUUGGAACGUAGAACAUCUCAAGUACUACUACAAGUGA